GGGAACAAAGCUAAAAGCAGAUCAAGUAGUAGCCAUCCGAGUUCCCCGGUCUCCAAGCCCUACCCGCAGGCCCAACACGAUAGUGUGAGACGGCAAAGGUGGUGGCGCGGCGGGCGCCAGGAGAAAGCAGAACAAGGAAGAAGGGGAAUUGGGUCCGGUGGUGGGGCUAUCAAUUAUAGCGGUGACGUUGGUGAUGAUGGUGGUGUGGGCCGUGGGUAGGGGUUACGGUGGAUACUUUGUCUUAGUAGCCACGGUGGUUACUAGGGAUAACUUGGGUAUUUUGCAUCCUUCCUAA
Linum tenue is the source of this 295-nucleotide messenger RNA. NCBI's taxonomy places the organism in Eukaryota, Viridiplantae, Streptophyta, Magnoliopsida, Malpighiales, Linaceae. The record is from the annotation of a GenBank genome assembly.